AUGACGCCCUUCGUUGCGACCGAGGAGCCCGCCUCGGCUGCCCCGCCAAACCACAGUCUCAAUCACCAGCUGCAGCGACAGCGGCACAAUGAGCACGAGGCCGACGACGACGAGCAGAAGCGCAUAGCCAAGCGGCCGCGUACCAUGACAUCGACGGAAGAAAUCGACAAUACAAUCACACGCCCCGGAAGCGUCAAGAUCAAUGUCACUGGCGCCUUCAUUGUCGACCCGGACGCUGCAACACCGGCGCAGAACGGCAGCGACAAUGGAAGAGUCAGCCCGUCGCAUCACGAGACAAGCGACAUCCGGCUGCCAAACCACACGGCCAUAGUCAGCCAUAUCGCAGUAGAUAUUGGUGGCUCUCUUGUCAAGCUCGUCUACUUUUCUCGCGAGGUCGAUUCCACAGACCCUGGCGGUCGCCUCAACUUCCAAUACUUCGAGACGGAUCGCAUUGAUGAUUGCAUCGAGUUCAUGAAGCUGCUGCGCGACAAGCACAAAGCUCUCAAUGGGUCGCGGUCGCAGGAGCUGUGCGUCAUGGCCACUGGUGGCGGCGCAUACAAGUUUUACGACAUCAUCCGAGACGCAUUGGAAGUCGAGGUAUUGCGAGAAGACGAGAUGGAGUGCUUGAUAGUUGGACUCGACUUCUUCAUCCAGGAAAUUCCCCGUGAGGUUUUUACCUACUCCGAAGCAGACCCAAUGCAUUUCGUCAGCCCUCGAGAGAUCAUAUAUCCAUAUCUUCUUGUAAACAUUGGUUCUGGCGUUUCCAUGCUCAAGGUUACGGGCCCUCGGUCGUUUCAGCGAGUUGGCGGCACAUCCCUCGGCGGCGGUACCCUCUGGGGGCUUCUUUCUCUUUUGACUGGGGCACGAUCGUUUGAUGACAUGCUGGCCGAGGCCGAACAUGGCGACAACACCAAAGUGGACAUGAUGAUUGGAGAUAUAUAUGGCGCAGAUUAUGGCAAGAUUGGCCUUAAGAGCACCGCCAUUGCGUCCUCGUUUGGAAAGGUGUUCCGCAUGAAGCUGCAAGCCGAAGCUGCAGAAGCUGCAGAAGCUGCGGUCAACCAUUCUUUCUCUUCGGCUGACAUAUCAAGAUCGCUACUGUAUGCCGUGUCCAAUAACAUUGGUCAAAUCGCCUACUUGCAAUCACAAAUCCACAACCUCAACGACAUUUACUUUGGAGGCUCCUUUAUCAGAGGCCACCGCCAGACAAUGAACACGCUCAGCUACGCCAUCAAGUUUUGGAGCAAGGGCGAGAAGCAGGCCUACUUUUUGCGACACGAAGGCUACCUCGGCGCUGUCGGUGCGUUCCUCAAGAGGCAGCCGGCUAACUGGGGCCGCAGAGCAAGUCUCGAGGGUAUCGAAGAUCUUCAAGAAUGGCGAAAGAGUCUAAAGAAGACAGAGUCAGAAACGAAAGCAUGA
This is a messenger RNA of Trichoderma breve, 1416 nucleotides long. Its product is annotated as fumble domain-containing protein. Gene Ontology annotation, cellular component: cytosol; nucleus. The transcript is spliced from 4 exons. Gene Ontology annotation, molecular function: ATP binding; pantothenate kinase activity. NCBI's taxonomy places the organism in Eukaryota, Fungi, Ascomycota, Sordariomycetes, Hypocreales, Hypocreaceae. Bases 1 to 1416 code for a protein of 471 amino acids. The record is from RefSeq and is a predicted model, not a curated record. Gene Ontology annotation, biological process: coenzyme A biosynthetic process.